Amoebophrya sp. A120 is the source of this 594-nucleotide messenger RNA. The record is from the annotation of a GenBank genome assembly. Lineage: Eukaryota; Dinophyceae; Syndiniales; Amoebophryaceae.
GUCGUUACUUCGUAAAAUUCGGAGGAGACAGGGCAACAUACUUGCCCUUUUCCGGAUUUCAACAUUUAUGGCAGUAAAAAACCGUGGCUCUUGACGCAGACGACAAAUGCUACAUCACUGGAAUUCAACUCUUUGAUAGCGUAUGCGACAGAAAAAUGCAGGCGCUGGUAGUUUUUUUUUUGCGAGCAGAAGAAAUAUCAGCUCGCAAAGCAGCUACAAGACCAACUACAGUGACUGCAUUAUUCUAGACGAAAUACGCCAAAAAGAAAAACUGUGUCGAAAAAGAAUACCUUUCAUCUUUUAGGAAAGCCUUUUUUACUGAUGGUGAAGGAGCGGAAACCCGCCGAAAGUAGGCUAGGUCAUGCGCUUUAAUGUCGUAAUUUUGUCCAGUUGUCGUGUGAGCAAGUACUAGUGGCUUUAUUGCUCCAAGAGCCUUCGGCUUUUGUAGCAGCAGAAGAAGAAGUCCUCGCCUGUGCUUGUUUUCGACUGGUAUGGAAUUUGCCACCAAAAAAGAUGAAACUUCUUUUCGAUAAUCUUUUUUACUGCAUACUUUGAAAAAUCGAAAUUUUGCUUUACGUUGCAUUUCUUCUUUUU